Messenger RNA from Beauveria bassiana ARSEF 2860, 489 nucleotides. RefSeq names its product calmodulin-like protein. The coding region runs from base 1 to 489 and encodes 162 amino acids. The transcript has 7 exons. NCBI's taxonomy places the organism in Eukaryota, Fungi, Ascomycota, Sordariomycetes, Hypocreales, Cordycipitaceae. Gene Ontology annotation, cellular component: myosin II complex. Gene Ontology annotation, molecular function: calcium ion binding. The record is from RefSeq and is a predicted model, not a curated record.
AUGUCCGCACCCUCUCACCGCCCGCUUGUCGGCGACCCCGCGGCUGAUUCCCUUACCGAAGACCAGGUCGCCGAAUUCAAGGAGGCUUUCUCUCUCUUUGACAAAGAUGGCGAUGGUCAGAUCACCACUAAGGAACUCGGCACUGUCAUGCGCUCUCUCGGCCAGAACCCUUCCGAGUCGGAGCUUCAGGAUAUGAUCAACGAGGUUGAUGCCGACAACAACGGCACCAUCGAUUUCCCCGAAUUCCUCACUAUGAUGGCCCGCAAGAUGAAAGAUACCGAUUCCGAGGAGGAAAUUAUGGAAGCUUUCAAGGUCUUCGACCGCGACAACAACGGCUUUAUUUCCGCUGCUGAGCUGCGACACGUCAUGACUUCCAUCGGUGAGAAGCUCACUGAUGACGAGGUGGACGAGAUGAUCCGUGAGGCUGAUCAGGACGGCGAUGGCCGUAUUGACUAUAACGAGUUUGUCCAGCUCAUGAUGCAAAAAUAG